Molecule: messenger RNA, 3418 nt
Organism: Linum trigynum
Lineage: Eukaryota; Viridiplantae; Streptophyta; Magnoliopsida; Malpighiales; Linaceae
Source: the annotation of a GenBank genome assembly
CUCUGAGUUCUCUUAGUUUCACAAUCACAUGUUCUUAUUUCCCCGGUAACCGUCAACUCCUGCAAUUCGCAUUAAAGACAACAAUUAAUGGGAUUAAAACAAGUUUUCCUCAAGACCGUUACAAGGCUCUACGGCCAGAAACGGCUUGCACCGGAAAAGGCUUAAAUGGGCAUUCAAAUCGUCUACUUAAUGACGAGCUAGAGCAUUUUAAAGCUCCGAUAAACAGAGCAUUUCAUUGUUGUUGCUUUCGCCAUUAUUUCGGGCAUGAUUCAAGAGCUUUCUCAAAUCAAUACGAUCUCAUGAUCCUAAUUAAUAACUUCAAUUAGUCUUAAAUGGUAUUAUUAUAUCUCUUUAAUAGAUUUUAAUCCCGCCCUUAAUUUGGAGUUUAUUGUUUUCUGUAAUUUUAUUGACACUCUUAAUUGGGAGUCUAACAUUUAAUUGCUUGAAAUGUCAGUUACAACACGGAUAACGGUCUCCCUUUCGAAUAGGGUUGUGGUUAAAACCCCGAGUAUUGUUCUUUAUUGAGUAAUUAUGAUUCCAACAUUUAGUGGGGCAAUAAUUUUGUUUUAUAUUAAUAUCUUAAUCUCCAAUUCAUCAAUUAUGAAGGUGAAUGGUCAGAUGAAUUUGAAUUUAGAUAUUAAAUUCAUUUAUUGGCUUAUUGAUACAUCAAACCAUAUUUUGUAAUGUAACUUUAUUAUAUACAUUUAUUGACUUAUUGAUACCCAUGUAACCAAUGUCAUGAACUCAUGAUACAAGUGACUAAUGAGUCACUAAAGCGACAUCCUCUUUAUGGUGCUCUUUGGUCUUUAAUGGUUCGCGAUAACAAUAAAAACAACAUUGGACAUUUAUUCUUCAGAUGCCCCCUAACCACCAAGUUGUGGACUUUAGUGGGAUUGAGAAACUUCAUUGAUUCCGCCCCGACUGUUAAAUUUAGUCUAUGGUGGCGACAUGUCAUGAUCCCUGAGAUCUCCCCAUUCCACAUUCUCCACUGCGUCUGUAUACUUUGGAGAGUUUGGAAGUUUAGAAAUAAAGUGACUUUGAAUUCUACCACCCUCAUGUCCUUUCACUCGCCAGUCAAUUUUACUACCAGGUCCUUGAAGUUUCCAAUUGUCACCCCCUCCUCCGCCCCCAGUUCGCUCCUCCCAAAUCCUCCCCCUCUUGACAGCCUCCACCAGACUACUUUUUGAAGAUCAACUUUGAUGCAACUAUUCGUGUCUCAGGGUUCUCGUCUAGUCUUGGUAUCCGUGCGUCAGAUGGACAUGUAGUGAUGGCUGCCGGUUUGCCUCACCAGGGAGUAGCCAAGCCUUACCUGGCAGAGCUCCUAGCAGUAAGAGAUGCUAUCACCAUCGUCGCCUCAAGUUUCUUGACUCACGUGAUACUGGAAGGUGAUUCGAAGUGGUCACCAUCCAGAUUCAACAAGGUAUUCUCGAAGGUUCCAUUGGAGGUCCGGUGCACCGGGAGUGUCGCCAGUUCUUAGACUCUUGAAAUAUUAAUCAUAAAUCAUAUCAUAGCUUCACCAAUUUUAUAUUUGUUUGACCUUGUAAUUGUUGCGAAGAUGAACCAUUCUGGAUUGGCAAGUUAUUGUGGCAGAUGAAACCAUACAACAAUUAAAUUGUAUUUUUCUACAAAAAAAAAAUUUAAUUGUAUUUUUGUAAAAUAGUAUUAAAUCUUAUGGUAGGGAUGGUCCGAUCAUAUAUAUUAUCUAUUAUUGUUCGAACCGGUAGAUACUCAAACAUUAUAAAAAUACCAUACUAGCGGGUGUUAAAGAAGUUAAAGUAGCAAUAAUCGAUAAUACUUAUCGAUUUGAAUAUAUUGCUUUAUUUUAACAUGAUCUUAUAUGGAAUUUGAGAAAAAUCGUCUUUAACAUUACUAACGAUCGUCUUGAAAAACAACAAAGUUAACUUUUUAACCUUUUGUCUUUUUUAGCUUCCUACGCCGGAGGAGAGGCGGAAGCUUGUGUUCUUGUAAAGGAAGAGAAUAGAAGGAAUAUGGAGUUGUUUGGUUGUGACGCGAAUGAAAAGUAUAAAAUGGGCAAUAGGGUUUAACAUUACUAACGAUCGUCUUGAAAAACAACAAAGUUAACUUUUUAACCUUUUGUCUUUUUUAGCUUCCUACGCCGGAGGAGAGGCGGAAGCUUGUGUUCUUGUAAAGGAAGAGAAUAGAAGGAAUAUGGAGUUGUUUGGUUGUGACGCGAAUGAAAAGUAUAAAAUGGGCAAUAGGGUUUACGAAGUAAUUUUAGGAUGAUUCUUAACAAUCCAAUAUUACAUUGGUACAAUAUCAUAUAUAUUAAUCACAGUUGUACUACUAUGAUACCAUAUUAUUAAUUUUUCUGAUACAACUUCCGAUAUUAUUUCCAAACCAUAUUCUUCAUGGAUGAUAUAACACCAUAAUAAUAUUUCCAAACCAUAUUCUUCAUGGAUGAUAUAACACCAUAAUAAUGACAACAUAUUUGAACUAUGAUACCUUAGUCAAAAAAAUAUUAGUUUUAACACUAUUUAUCAUUUCAUCGGAAAACGUAAGAGAGUGAAGAAAAUUCAUAAUUAACAUCUUCCAACAACUUUAGUUAUCUGGAUCAUAAAAUAGUUUGUUACAUGGUAUCAGAGCUAAUUUGAGCAAGUGAUCACGUUUUUGAAUCUCCACAGUUCUAAAUAUUAUAAGUUGAUUUCAACACAAGAUAUGAGAAAGCCUAUGCAAACUUGAGUUCAUGAGUUGUUCAUUUGAGAAAACAUGUAGAAGAGUAAUAUUAAAUUUAUUAUUAACCUUCUCUUGACAACUUAAGUCAUUGAGAUCAGUUGAAUUUUUUUUUAUAAUAUGCUUCAUUUUACAUAAUAUUUAAUAAUAUUUUUUUAUAAUAAAGGUUGGUGCACGACACGAGUUGUAGACUUUUCUAGUUCCUUUUUCUUUAGAUUGUGGUCAAAGUGAAAAAAAAAAGAGGAGUCCAAUUCCGUAGAAUGUUCCAAAUUGUUUGUGUAUGGUAUGGUAUGGUGGGUUGGUUACGUACAUGUGUGAAGAAAGAACAUUAGCCUCACCACUUCGAAGUUUGAACCACGUUUUGCUUUUAAUUAAUUUGAUCCACAUUAUUCGUGUUCGCUUUGGUAAGUGGUGGGUUGGCUUGUUCUUUACAGCCAAUUAGCUAAAUUAAAUUAGGUGUGGAUGAUCAUUAUGGUGCAGAACUCUUGGCUUUGCGAGAUGCGAUUCGGUGCUCUUUGAAGGGUCUCACCGAUGUAGUAUUUCACGAAGAUGUAAAGGUUGUUCUCGAUAAGGUGCGUGGGAAAGAAGUCCGGGAUGUGAAAGGUGGUAGCAUUCUUGAGGAAAUUCAUUUGAUACGUCAGCAAUAUGUUCGGUUUGCGGUGGAAUUCGUUGGUAGGCAAAACAAUUGGGCUACCCAUUCGGUGGCUAAGAAAGUCCUUUCAUUGUU